Messenger RNA from Carya illinoinensis, 402 nucleotides. Its product is annotated as protein MID1-COMPLEMENTING ACTIVITY 1-like. Lineage: Eukaryota; Viridiplantae; Streptophyta; Magnoliopsida; Fagales; Juglandaceae. Bases 20 to 247 code for a protein of 75 amino acids. The record is from RefSeq and is a predicted model, not a curated record. The transcript is spliced from 3 exons.
GCAAGCAUGCAAUGAUUUGAUGGCAUAUUCGUUGAUAUUGUCAUGCUGUUGCUAUACUUGCAAUGUCAGAAGAAAGCUUCGCAAGAUGUUUAACAUUACGGGAGGCUCCAUUGAUGAUUUCCUUUCGCAUUUGAUGUGUUGUUGCUGUGCCCUUGUCCAAGAAUGGAGAGAGGUGGAGAUCCGUGGGGCUUAUGGUCUUGAGAAGACAAAGACAAGCCGUCCACCCUUGCAAUACAUGGAAUCUUAAGUGAUAGAAUGGAAGUCUUGAUAGUAUGAAACUUAUAUGAACCUUGGCAGCAGUAUAUAAGGUCGAUACUUUUAACCCAUAUAUGCAUUGUAGCUGUCUAUAUCUUCUAAAUUCAGCACAGGGUGUAUCAUAGACAGUUUUUUAGUGUUGUCUCA